AUGGCAACUGCGGCAACUUGGUCGAACGGGUCGCUCCCUCCGGAGAAGAAACGUCGCCUCCUUCAGCGGGUGUCAUCAGUUGGCACUGAGCCGGAUGAUGCUUGGGUAGCUGAGCAUGCACCUGCAGGGAUCCGAACCGUGCACGAUCUGCAGCAGUGGCCACUAGAUGUGCUUCAGUCUUUGACAAGGCCAGACCGUGACGAAGAGAUAGAGUUGCGCUUGGGUAGUCACUUGCUGCAGGGUGUGUCGUUGUACACAGACUACUCUGGGCUGGACAGUCCCAGAGAAGCCUUAGAGAUGGGGUUUCGUGCUUUGCAGAUACUCAAAGGGUACGAUCCUGACGUGGCCGGGAGCCCAGUGUGGGUUGGCCGCACGUGCGACAAGGGAAGUUUGCAGAAGCGGUUGCAAGUUGCACUUCCCUGCUCCUUUGAAAAAGGGCGACGCUGUCAUUUUGAUGACAUUCUGCAUCGCUUGCCGCUUGAAGGAAGGCAGUGGAUUGCAGCAGCUUCGCCAAGCAAGCAGGCUUCAAAGGCUGAGCGCCUUGAAGCGUACAAGUGCAUCUCUGACUGGGUCAUGACGAACCGCAACAUGCUUUUCAGUGUGGAUGCACAGAGCCUUUGCAUGGUUCACCACAGGCAGUGCCCUGCUCAUCCGUCGCCUCCGCCUCCGACAGCAGAUUCCGUGGCAGGUGUUCGCCGCAUUCGUAUUUGCGUGGCGGGUGUGACCUGUCACGCUUGGUCGGCUGAGGGAAGUCAGGAUGGCCAAGCUCACGACUCCGAGAUCCCAUUGGCUGUGUGGCUUGCAGAAAGACGGUACAUGUUUGAUCAGGGAACGGAAGAUGUGUGCAUGGUCGAGUGCACGCCUCGCUUUCCUGCUCAAAAGCGGCUGGAGGAGACCUUCGGUGACACAGCGGUUGUUUUGGCUUGGGAGGACGGUCCUGAGUGGCACGGAUGGCCGCACCGGAGGCGAAGAAUCUUGUCACUGGCAGUGAACAAGAGUACAGCAGAUUGGUUCGGGCCAACCACAUCAUUCGAGGCCAGAGCCGACUACAGCAAUCGUUUCUACCGGCAGAUGGUGUCCACCGGCGAGAUCCUCAUGCAAGCAGACCUGCAGGAACGAGUGCAGGACAUGGUGGCUUUGGCAAGGUCUCGAAAGAACAACGUUGACGAUGCAGCCAUCGAGAAACUCUUCAUGGAGCGAGACUACGACAAGCUGGCCCAGCUCCUGCUUCCUCCAGGAGGCAUCAUUCGCCUUCAGCAGUGGCAAGAGGUGCACAAGAUGAAAAUGUCCGAGGCUCCCCUACGAUCGUUCCUCUGCGAUGUGGAUCACACAGUGGCUGGCAAAGGCCCCGUCGGUGGCGAGCUUUGGCCGACGCAGCUGACGCAUGGAUCGGUUUUUUCUUUGGAGGGCAAGGAGGGUGAGUCCGUCGGUUGGACAAUGGCCACAGCUAGGGAGCACAUGACCGCUUUGGGAUGGAGGGCACAUGGAUCGUCCGAAGCAUUUCCGGUGUCGAAGAUGCUGAGUGCGUUGACUGAUUUGUGCAGCUUCACCCCCAACCAGGUCAAGACCCUGGCAGGUAACUCUAUGCACCUUCGAACGCAGAUGGCCUUCAUGUUCUAUGCCUUAGGUCACAUCAUGUUGAAGAGCGACCGUCAUGCUUUGCAGCGUGCAAACACAUGGCAAUGGGAAGACAGGCAAGCUCCAGAGAUUUUGAUCAGACGCAGCAUUGCAAACACCGUCAAAGAGCAGGAUGCGUUGCAGAGUCAUUGCAGAUUGCAGAGCAUCGAGGACGAGGCGGACGAGGGCGGGGCCGCCAAGCCUCGGGGAGUGCAGUGGUGCAAGGCACAUUCCAAGUUCUGUGGCGAUCAUCACAAGGACGCAGAGGCCGUUCGUUAUCAGGGCAGACAGCAGGGCGAUGAGGAGAUCAAGAAGACCGUGGAGGAGACACUCGCCGACCCCUACAAGUGCAAACUGUGUCUCGAGGAGUUCGCCAGAAACAAUCCAGCUGGCAGGUUCAGGAAAAAGCUCAUCGACUGGGGAGCCUUCCAACAGUCCUAUGGGCGACGGGCCGAGGUGAGGAAUCGCGAGAACGAGGAAGAAAUGGAUGUCACCGACUUCAUUGCUCACAUGAAGAAGAAAGGGAGAAGCGAGGAGGAAGCUCUUACUAAGUGGAAAGAGCUCCUAGCAGACCCCAACACCGACCGUUCUGGGGAAGGCCAGGAUAUCAAGGCUUGGGUUCCAAUGAACCGCACUCGCAUGCGGGACACGGUUCACUACAAGGACUGCGGCUUCGUUGAAGGCAGCAAGGCGGCAAAAGACCUGAAGGAUGCAGACAGGCAAGACCUCUUGGAUCAUGUCCAGCGUCAAGAGUAUGGUGUUGCUGAUCCCUGGCUUCGGCAAGGUGUGGGCAACUUCGACUUGCAGCUGCAGGGUGGCCCCAAAAGAGCUGCUCUUCAAGAUGUCAAGCAAGAGGCGAGCAGCAGCAGGGGCCCGGAGAUCGCACUCGCGCGACCGAAGGCUCUGGAGAAGUACGAGAAGAUGGUUGCGUCUUGCUGGAAGAUGUCAGAGACGGGCAAGAAGGCUGUGGCAGAGGCUUUGCAGCUCGCUGAGGCCAACACCGAGGAUGAGAAGUUGCAGACGGCCUAUGAAGUCAAUUGUGUUACUCGCCUCUACAUGUUGGAGAUUUGUGAGGCCACCACUUUGGAUAAGAUUCCAGGUCUUCAAGCACCCCCGUCCAAUUCCCGAAGUGGUGUGGGAGAGCUUGUGACUUUGGCCGCGUCGACGGCCACGGCCACAUCUGCUACACCAGCCACGGCACCUGUGCAAAAUCCAGACAGCUCGCAGCAGCAAUCCGCGCCACCCGCGGACACAGGCAACCCAGGCGACAAGCCAGCAGGGGCUGCAACAGAUGCGGCCAAUGCCAGCCCCAAGAAGCCCGACGAUUCACAGUCCACGAGCGGAGACUCCGCUGCCGGGGCUCAGAAUGUCAGGGUGACCCGUUUCCUCAAGAAGGCUUUGCGUGCGGCCGGGCCUGCAGGGCAGCAUGUAAGCGAGAUUGAGAAGAUCAUGGGCUUGUCGCAGAUGAGUGAUGUAUGCCAGUCACUCAUGUCUUGCAACACCAUCGAGGAGCUCAACAAGGUUGUUGAAUCUUUGAAGGCGGCUGCUGCAGCUAUCAAAGAGCUCAAAGAUGGGGCUUGCAAAGCAGCAUCCAGCCUCAAAUCCCACAUCCAGGCGAGGCAGCGUGCUGGUCAGAAGAAGCGUGCAGCGGAUUUGAAGUUGCAGGAACAGACUGAAGUCCAAGCGAAAAAGAAGCAGGCCAAGGAAGCUGCGGAGCAGAUCAAGAAGCAGGAGACCGUGCUUCCAGCCGUCUUGAACCUCGAUUGGAAGGCCCUGAGCGAAAGUGGCGACGACAAGUGUGCCAAGGUUCAGGUGAUGGAUGGCCCAGCCAAGAAAUCCAUCAAAUCCUUUGAUGUCCCGGUCUGCAUCGCCAACUUCUCUGCCGUUGAGGACUUCACCAAGAACCCGAAGGUCCAGCUGCUCCUUGGUGGUUUCGGCGGCACCUACAAAAAGCAGUUGAAACAGGCCCCGAAGGUCCAGGAAUUCAUCUACAAGGGCCGCGGUCUAGAGGAGGUUGACAAGCUUUGGAGCUCGAUGGUCGAGCUGUUCGAGCCCAAGUUCACUUCCCCCAACGACAAGAUGGACGGAUACUUGCAGAAGAUCCUCCAGGCGAGCUGGAUGGUUGGAUUCGAUACCGGGGCUCACUACUUCGGCUGCUUGCCGAAUGGGCUAGCCAGCAUGAGACUCCUUUGCUCUGGCGAAAUUCUGUGGCUGCUUUUCGAGAUGAGGCAGCUUUCAGCUGCCAUGAGGGUCGUCCUGCAGAAGGACGAGCUCGGAGGCCUCGAAGGGGUAGCCGAAUUUAUCAAGAACUUGGACGACAAGGGCAUAGAUGUCUUGUACAAGCAGGGCUGCACAGUUCACAUGAUCAAGCAAGAGCCAGGCCAAGUGUUGUUCGUGCCGACAGGUUGGUUUGCAGUGGAGCGCUGUGUCAAGGGCCUGCUCGUGUACGGGAUUCGAAAAACGUUCAUGUAUCCCAGCCAGAAAGCCUUCACCAACUACGAGAUCCUCCAGGGCGCUUUCGUCGAAUCGAAGAAGCCAGUGGACAAAAUGAAAGCAACGGCUACUUUCAUCGCCCCUCCGGAUCCUGAGUGA
Messenger RNA from Symbiodinium sp. CCMP2592, 4209 nucleotides. NCBI's taxonomy places the organism in Eukaryota, Dinophyceae, Suessiales, Symbiodiniaceae. The record is from the annotation of a GenBank genome assembly.